AUGAGGAAAGGCGGGCAGCAGCAGUGGGUGCGCGCGUCCCCCUGGCUGCACGGGGUGAAUCCGCGCGAUGCCGUACAGCCAGAUGAUGAGGAGGAGAGUGGUGCAGGGAGCUCUUGUGGCGGUGUCUUUGGCAGCACACAGCAGGUGGAGGUGUUGGGGGGCCAUCGCAAGCAGAGGGCGCACGUGCUCGUGUGUGCGCCGUCCAACGCUGCUCUUGAUGAGAUCGUGCUGCGCCUGCUGCACACAGGCCUGAGGGAUGAUACUGGAGGCAUGUACUCGCCAUCAGUGGUGCGAGUGGGGCUCAAUGCUCAUCACUCCGUCGCCUCUGUCGCCAUGGAUAACCUGGUAUCUCAGCGCGCCAGCAGCAUGGCGAGGUCAGCAGCGGGGGUGGGAGCCAAGAUGGCAGGGGCGGGCGGGGUGGAGCGCGACAGAAUACGAGUCGCCAUUCUCGACGAGGCAGCCAUCGUGUGUUCAACGCUCGCCUUUGCGGGGUCGGGGGUGUUCUCGCGCAUGUCACGGCCGUUCGACGUCGUGGUCAUAGACGAGGCAGCCCAAGCGGUGGAGCCAUCAACGCUGAUCCCAAUGACACACGGCUGUUCACAGGUUUUCAUGGUGGGCGACCCGCUGCAGCUGCCCGCCACUGUGCUCUCCACACGAGCCGUGCAUUAUGGGUACCAUGGGAGCAUGUUCUCUCGCCUGCAGCAAGCGGGAUACCCAGUGGUCAUGCUCAACACACAGUACCGCAUGCACCCCAUGAUCCGCCAGUUCCCUUCACAUGAGUUCUACGGCGGGGCAUUGAGGGACGCACCUCAGAUGGCGCAGAACACGGCACGGCCGUGGCACGCCGAGCGGGUGUUUGGCCCCUUCUUCUUCUUCGACCUGCACCAGUCCAAGGACCAACAGCCACCUGGCGGCUCGUGGAUGAAUGCGGACGAGGCGGAAUUCGUGAUGGUGCUGUAUCGGCAUCUGGUGGCAUUGUACCCGCAACUCAAGGAGUCCUCUGACGUCGGUGUCAUCUCCCCGUACAAGCACCAGGUGAAGCUGCUGAGGGACAAGUUUCGAGAGCUGCUGGGCGAGGGGACGCAUAGAGUGGAUGUCAACACCGUUGAUGGCUUCCAGGGCCGAGAGAAGGACGUGAUAAUUUUCUCGUGUGUGCGGGCGGGGAGGGGCAAGGGCAAGAGCAUUGGGUUUCUGUCAGACUAUCGGCGCAUGAAUGUCGGCAUCACCCGCGCCCGCUCCUCCAUGCUCGUGGUGGCGAAUGCAGCAGCGUUGAUGGUGGACGAGCAUUGGGGCAACCUGGUCAAGCACGCACGCUCCACGAACCGAUACCUCAAGGUGUCCCGCCCCUUCCACCGCAUCUUCGCCAGUGACCACCUUGAGAAGAUGAGAGCGUUGGCUCAAGCCGAGGGCGAGGGGGAGGGAGCGGCAGGAGCAGCAGGAGGAGGAGGAGGCACAGCAGCAGGGCCUGCUUUCAAAAGAGCGCCCACUCUGGAGGAUUACGGGGGGAAGCUGGACAAGGGGGAUGGGGGGGUGGGUGGGGAGGGGGAUGAGGUGGCAGAGGGGGAAGGGGAGGAGGAGGAGGGGGAGGGGGCGAUGGGGGAGGAGGAGGAGUUUGAGGUGGCGGUGGAGGCGGGGGACUUUGACGAGGACAACAUCGAUGGGGAAGGGUCAGUGCACUUGUUCCCUUGA
Messenger RNA from Closterium sp. Yama58-4, 1689 nucleotides. Lineage: Eukaryota; Viridiplantae; Streptophyta; Zygnematophyceae; Desmidiales; Closteriaceae. The record is from the annotation of a GenBank genome assembly.